AUGCUGGUGCAGCCACACUUUGCCUACCCGCCAGGCAAAGCGCCCGCGGUGCUGGAAAAGCUGGCAUCAGACAUCAGGGACGCAGAGGGCUACGUAAUGGUGAGCCCCGAGUACAACCACACGGUCCCCCCCGCGCUGUCCAACACGCUCUCACACUUUGGCGGCAGCCUCUACGCCUGGAAGCCCAGCGCGAUUUGCACCUAUUCGUCCGGCCAGUGGGGCGGCCAGCGCGCGGCGAUGGCGCUGCGGCCGAUGCUCUCAGAGCUGGGGUGCCUGCCGGUGUCCUCGAUAUUGGCAGUGCCGAAAGCACAGGAGGUGCUGGAUGCACACGGCGAAUUGCACCCCGGCCAGAGCGCGGGUGAAUGGGACGCGUACGCUGCGAAGACAUGGGUGCAGCUGGAGUGGCUGGGCAACGCCAUGCGCGCGUACAAGGCGGUGCAAGACCCCGCUGAGUACUCCCGGCCGAACCGGGCCAUGUCAGACCGCAGCUCGCCCGGCGUGUGA
Monoraphidium neglectum is the source of this 504-nucleotide messenger RNA. Its product is annotated as NADPH-dependent FMN reductase. The coding region runs from base 1 to 504 and encodes 167 amino acids. The record is from RefSeq and is a predicted model, not a curated record. Gene Ontology annotation, molecular function: oxidoreductase activity; FMN binding. The transcript is spliced from 3 exons. Gene Ontology annotation, cellular component: cytosol. NCBI's taxonomy places the organism in Eukaryota, Viridiplantae, Chlorophyta, Chlorophyceae, Sphaeropleales, Selenastraceae.